UCUCUCUCUCUCUCCAUUUCCUUUUUUUUUUUCCCUGCCCUUUCUUUGUUGUUUUUACUAAUUCUUUUGCUCUCUCAUUUCUCCCACACCCUCUUGUUUUGUUUUUCUGUUCCAAAAGCAAGGCAACCCACAUGCCUGUUUUUGUCUUUGGAUGAUCAACCAACCCCAUACUAAGAAAGAAAGAAAGGCAACAAGCAACUCUGAAAGCAGAUGAUGUCUGAGAAUUUGAAGCACUGUUAAUGGAGCUAAUCCUGAUCACCAUAUAUGGAUAAUCUCCACUAAUUGUACAUCAAAAUGGCUUUUCCUGAUUCUUUAUCCUCUCAAUUGUGAACUAUCUCCUCAACUACCAAGUCCACAACUUCAUCAUGAAAGCGACUAUUGACCUUGAAGUGGAGGCCUCCUCAGCAAAUGAGUCUGAUGUUAGCAGCCAUGUUGCUUCCAACGUAUCUGUCCAAGAAACUUCUGCGGGGUCCUCCAAUGAGAGCCUCACUAAUUGUUCUUAUCUCACAAAUACCGCAAUGCCAGGUCAAGCAGGAUUUGAACCAGUUACCCUGGAUUUGACUCUUAGCUUCAAUAACGAUGAUUUAGGUGCAAGGGAAUCGAUAGGACUCUCGUUAUCAAGCACGAGCGAGAGCAGCAAUGAACCUUCAUCCCUCAACACUGCAGCAGCAGCAGCAGCCAUAACAAGAGUAUUUUCUUGCAAUUACUGUCAACGCAAAUUUUACAGUUCACAGGCUCUUGGCGGUCACCAGAAUGCGCAUAAGAGAGAACGGACACUAGCAAAACGCGCUAUGAGGAUGAGCAUUUUCUCAGAGAAGUAUACAGGCCUGGCUUCUCUCCCUCUGCACGGGUCCUCCUUCCGGUCUCUGGGGAUAAAAGCACACUCGUCUAUGCACCAUGGGUUGGUGCCAUCGGUGAGAACUCCUGAGAUGAGAAGCAGUGCAAGAUUUGAACAAGGGUAUUUUGGUGUGCCGAUUUUCUUGCAGGAUGAUGAGGCCGAGCUGUUGUGGCCAGGCAGCUUCCGUCAGGUUGCGGCCGAGACAAGCAACACUCAACCUAGUUUUGUAUUGACAGGAGGAAGUUCAAACUUAAAUUUUGUAGAGGUGACACCAACAGCAGACAUAGACAACUCUGCACCAGAUCUCACACUGAAACUUUGAAAGGUUUGCUCAAUUUCGAAUCUGGUUACGACGUUUCCGCUGAGUUGUUCUCUUUCUGUACAGUAAGAUGAGCAUCAGCCAUGGCUGCAAGUUGCUAUCCUUGACACUUUUUGUUGUUCUCUGCUUUCUGUAAUCUUCACUUUGGCAUUUUUUUUUCUUACUUUGCUCGUCAGUGUAUAAGUGUUU
This is a messenger RNA of Morus notabilis, 1346 nucleotides long. Its product is annotated as zinc finger protein 4. The record is from RefSeq and is a predicted model, not a curated record. The transcript is spliced from 2 exons. Lineage: Eukaryota; Viridiplantae; Streptophyta; Magnoliopsida; Rosales; Moraceae. Bases 366 to 1160 code for a protein of 264 amino acids. Gene Ontology annotation, biological process: negative regulation of abscisic acid-activated signaling pathway.